CUGUCUGAGGAUGCGUCGGCUAGCCGUCAGCUGUCUGAGGAUGAGUCGGUCAGCCGAGAGGUGUGGGAGCAGGACUUGGGGCUGCGAGGGUUGAAGUUGGAGGCGCUGGUGGCGCGGCUGGUGGGAUCCGAUGGGCACAACUGGCUCAAGUACGGCCAGAAGCAAGUGCAGCGCUCCAACGCCACCAGGUGCUACUACAAGUGCAGUCGUGCCAAGACCAACCAGCGCUGUCCGGCCAAGAAGACCGUUGACAUCAACUGCCGCAACGGCUCCGACCCGCUCUCCCCCGACGCCAUCCAAGUCACCUACCACUGCCGCCUCCACAACCACCCCGCGCCUCCACCCAACCACCCUACCGUCCCCAUUAAAGGCCCUACCAAGCGUCCCACUUACCGCCGUACUUACCGGCCUCUCGACCGGCCCAUGAGCCACCAUAGCAACCUCGCGGCGUCACACGGUGGAGCUGGCAUCACUGCAGCGUCUAACGCUGCUCGCCUUGAUCAUCUUGCUGCGGCUCUCAAUUCCCCGGACGGUGGUUCCCAUGCAGCUCUCACUUCCCCGGACACUCGUUCCCAUGCAGCUCUCACUUCCCCGGACGCUCGUUCCCAUGCAGCUCUCACUUCCCCGGACACUCGUUCCCAUGCAGCUCUCACUUCCCCGGACACUCGUUCCCAUGCAGCUCUCACUUCCCCGGACAUUCGUUCCCAUGCAGCUCUCACUUCCCCGGACGCUCGUUCCCAUGCAGCUCUCACUUCCGCAGACGCUCGUUCAGAUAAAGCUCUGAACGUCCCGGGUUCCGAUUUUGGUGGGCCUCUGAAUGCCCUGGUGCCGGCCUUGCAGCAUGAGGGCAUGAUAGCUGCUACAGGCAGUUCUUUCAAUGAUGGUUGUGCUGCUGCUGCUGCUGCUGCUGCUGUCGAUGGUGGUACCGAUGCUGGUUCUGGUGCUGACGCUGAUGCUGGUGCUUCUGCUUAUCAUGGCAGUGGCAUUGGUGAUGCUGCUGCGGAUGCUGCUGCUGCUGCUGCUGAUGCUGUUUUUGACGCAGCAGCCCUCUGGCACUCUCCCUGCCAGAAGGAGCAGCCAUCCGAGAAAAAUCCCCUGCCUGCGUGGGACUUCUCCCCAGUGUCUUCCCUGUUGACCCGCCUCCAGCCAUCUCCUCGGGGGCUGGCUGGGCUUAUCCCCACUCAGCGAGAUGUGAUGGUGCUGCAGCAACAGCGGCAUCAGCAUCAGCAGCAGCAGCAGCAGCAGCAGCAGCAGCAGCAGCAGCAGCAGCAGCAGCAGCAGCAGCAGCAGCAGCAGCAGCAGCAGCAGCAGCAGCAGCAGCAGCAGCAGCAGCAGCAGCAGCAGCAGCAGCAGCAGCAGCAGCAGCAGCAGCAGCAGCAGCAGCAGCAGCAGCAGCAGCAGCAGCAGCAGCAGCAGCAGCAGCAGCAGCAGCAGCAGCAGCAGCAGCAGCAGCAGCAGCAGCAGCAGCAGCAGCCGAAGCGGCAGCAGCAGCAGCCGUCAAAGCAGACGGAUCAAGUGACAGCUUUGUUGCUGUCUCUGAUUGAUUCCUUCUUGCAGAGCAACACUGGUGUAAAGCGACCUUCCUCAGCCGCGCCCGGGAGUCUCCCUGCUUCUCUCCCAGCCGCUCUCCCUGCCGCUCUCCCUGCCACUCUCCCAGCUGCUCUCCCAGCCGCUCUCCCAGCCGCUCUCCCUGCCUCUCUCCCUGCCUCAAUCCCGGAAUCUUCCUCUGCUGCCCUGUCUGACUCAGGCGCGUGUAUAUCACAGCCCCUUACAGCCACCACCUUUGACCAGCUUGCAAUGUUCCCAACCACUUCCAAGUGCGCAAAGUUUGGCACAUUGCACCAGCAGCAAGCUAUGUUGAAGCCACUGAUCCCGGCAGCAGUGAUUGCGUUUCUAGGGGGUGACAGCACCAUCCGGGUUUCAGACUUUGCAGCCGUUGGCGUGCGGAAGGAGCUGCAGUCGUGGCUGGAGGGUGCGGCUUAG
This is a messenger RNA of Closterium sp. Naga37s-1, 1983 nucleotides long. The record is from the annotation of a GenBank genome assembly. Lineage: Eukaryota; Viridiplantae; Streptophyta; Zygnematophyceae; Desmidiales; Closteriaceae.